Messenger RNA from Ostrea edulis (European flat oyster), 766 nucleotides. Its product is annotated as protein IMPACT-B-like. Bases 61 to 603 code for a protein of 180 amino acids. Gene Ontology annotation, biological process: regulation of translational initiation. The record is from RefSeq and is a predicted model, not a curated record. The transcript has a single exon. NCBI's taxonomy places the organism in Eukaryota, Metazoa, Mollusca, Bivalvia, Ostreida, Ostreidae. Gene Ontology annotation, cellular component: cytoplasm.
AUUCUUAAACUCAAAGCUAAAGGUGUUCCCAUUAGGAUUUCGAACCAUUAUCCCGAAGAGAUGAAAGAGAAGCGCAAGCGACUCUAUGAUCUACAGAACAGCUACAACGAGAAGAAUAUUCCUACAACGAUCAAAGGUGACAAACUGGUCUUCAACAACAAUGGAUCAGUGUACCGUGAAAAAAUAGCCCGACCGAAAGCAUGCGACAUUCUUGAAGAUCCCAGCGACAAAAACCUGUCCGAAAUCCAUCAAGGUAAACAGAUCGAGGACAAUGAGAAUCGUUUUACAUCGCGUACCACUAAGGUAUCAUCUGUAAAGCAGGUAAAUCAAUCCCUUAGAGAUAUUUUCAGGAUUCCCAAAGUUUUAAGUGCAACGCACAAUAUAUAUGCAUACAUAUUCACAAACGCAGACGGAGUGGUGCACGAAGGAAGUGAUGAUGACGGAGAACACGGCGCUGGCCGAGCCUUACUGCAAGAAUUGAAGGGCCAAAAUGUUUCAAAUUGUGUAGUAGUGGUUUCUCGUUGGUUUAGUGGUAAAAUCGGUGCCCGUCGAUUUCGACAUUUUCUUGAGGUGGGAAUGAGCGCAGUAUCCAGCGUAAAAUAAUCGCUUAGCUCCUGUUUGAUCAAUCACUCUUGUUGAAAUGCAUAGUUAUACGCAUAUCGACUGUUCUAACUUGAUAAAACAUUUGCUUUGUACCGAGUACAUUAUUUAGUACAGUAUAGUAUAUACAGAUACAUAUUCUCUGAUUUAUACAUAUACAUGCAAU